UUUUAAGUUUAAAUUUUAGUUAUGUCAUCUUCUUCUUCAUCUAUCAUUUUCUUUUAGUGAAGUUGUUGUUUAGUGUUUGACUCUCUCUCUUUUCUUUCUCUCUCUAACUCACUCACUUUCAAGAAAAUGUUUAGAGAGAGAAAGUUGUUGUUUUGCUUAUAUUUGUCUACUCUCAUUGUCACCUUCUCUCUACAGUAGACAUUUAAGUUGACCUUUCAGUUAGCAUUUCAAGUCCAAGAUAAUAUAGUUUAUAGUUAAAUUUGAUUAUAAUUACCCUUUUCAUUUCUUUAAGCUUUUGAUCCAAAAGAUUUGUCAUCAAUUACCUUAAACAUACAAGGGUCAUUUUUUCUUUCAAAAAUCUUUUCUUUUUAAUGGGUUUUUUCAAGAAUUAAUUAUAUAUUUUUAGUUUUAGUUUUAAAAGAGGUAGACUUUUAGUUUAUUUAUUGUUUAUUUUAAGAAAAUAAGUCACUUUUUCAUUCUAAUCAUUUAAACUUAUUAGUAGCUUCUCUCUAAUUCCCUCACUUGUCUUGUUUUUUUCUUUUGGUCUCAAAUCAAAGAAGCAAAAACAUAAAAAUCAAAUCAAAUAAUGGAACUCUCAAAUCAUCAAGUUGGUGAUAUCCCUAUCCCUAUUCCAAUUCCAAUAAACACUACUCCUUAUGGUCACAUAAUCCAUCAUGAUCAUCAUCCUCAUCCUCAUCAUCAUCAUCAACAUCAACAACAACAUCCCCAUAACCAUAUCAUCCAUUCAUCUUCAUCAUCUCCACCAUUGAAUUCCAACAAUGGCCCACCAGCCCUAGACCAUGAUCACCAUGAUCAUCAUGACCAUCACCACCAUAAUUCUGCUAAUAGUUUCAAGAAAAUGAUGAAAUACAAAGAAUGUCUGAAGAACCAUGCAGCUUCCAUGGGAGGCAAUGCAACUGAUGGCUGUGGUGAGUUCAUGCCUAGUGGUGAAGAUGGCACCAUUGAAGCAUUAACAUGCUCAGCUUGCAACUGCCACAGAAAUUUCCACAGAAAAGAAACUGAAGGUGAUCAAAUCCAAAAUUUCUCACCACACUUCAAUAGGGUUGGUUCAAGAAAACUCAUAUUAGGACCUCAUCAUCAUCACAAGAACAACAUUUUAGGUCCUCCUGAAGGGUACCCUAGGACAGCAAUACUACCCCACAACCAUCAGAUGAUAAUGUCCUACAACAUGGGCGGCGGCGGCGGCGGAGGUGGUGGAUCUUUAGCUUCAGAAUCUGAUGAACAAGAAGAUGGAAAUGGUGGGGUGGUCAUGGCUAGACCUCAUCAUCAUCAUCAACAGCUAGUGAAGAAGAGGCAUAGAACAAAGUUUAGUCAAGAACAGAAGGAAAAAAUGAUGAACUUUGCAGAAAAAGUUGGGUGGAAGAUUCAAAAGCAAGAGGAAAGUGUAGUGCAACAAUUAUGUCAAGAGAUUGGAGUCAAAAGAAGAGUUCUUAAGGUUUGGAUGCAUAAUAAUAAGCAUAAUUUAGCUAAGAAGAAUCCACUUAUUACUGCUGCUACUGCACCAAACAAUGCUGCUACUACAACUUCAUUAAUUAAUUAAUUAAUUAUGAUGAUUAUUAAGUAAUUAAUUAACUCAUAAACUUCAUGAUUAGCUCCUUUUCUUUUAGUUAAUUUGUGGUUUAGUAUUAUUUUUAAUCUUUUUUGUUUGUAUGUUUACUAUUUUGAUGAGUUUAUAUUUGAGAAUAAUAUAAUCUGGUGGUGUAAUACAGUUUUAGAAAAACUGGGGUUUGGUAGAGUUUUAUCAGAUUUGGGUGAUUAUAUAUUAUGUUUCUGUCGAA
Messenger RNA from Mercurialis annua (annual mercury), 1799 nucleotides. RefSeq names its product zinc-finger homeodomain protein 3. Lineage: Eukaryota; Viridiplantae; Streptophyta; Magnoliopsida; Malpighiales; Euphorbiaceae. Gene Ontology annotation, biological process: regulation of developmental process; regulation of DNA-templated transcription. Bases 587 to 1561 code for a protein of 324 amino acids. The transcript has a single exon. Gene Ontology annotation, cellular component: nucleus. The record is from RefSeq and is a predicted model, not a curated record. Gene Ontology annotation, molecular function: transcription cis-regulatory region binding; DNA-binding transcription factor activity.